This is a messenger RNA of Panthera uncia (snow leopard), 2239 nucleotides long. RefSeq names its product 3-hydroxyacyl-CoA dehydratase 1 (gene HACD1). The transcript has 6 exons. The record is from RefSeq and is a predicted model, not a curated record. Gene Ontology annotation, biological process: sphingolipid biosynthetic process; fatty acid elongation; very long-chain fatty acid biosynthetic process. NCBI's taxonomy places the organism in Eukaryota, Metazoa, Chordata, Mammalia, Carnivora, Felidae. Gene Ontology annotation, cellular component: endoplasmic reticulum membrane. Gene Ontology annotation, molecular function: 3-hydroxyacyl-CoA dehydratase activity. The coding region runs from base 1561 to 2148 and encodes 195 amino acids.
CAUAGACUCUGAGCCCAGCGAUGGGUUUACAUCCCAGCUGCCUGGCUCUGUGACCUUUUCUGCCUAUUUCCUCAGCAUUAAAAUAGGUUAAUAGCAGUCCCUACCUCACAAGGCUUUUGUGAGGAUGAAAUAUUAGUAUGUUAAACACGCAUUUAGAAUAUUGUCUAGAAUGUGAAAGCAUUCUGAAAGUUUACCGAUUAUCAUUACUGUUAUCAUUAACAGUUCCCCAUUUUGAAGGUCUCGCUGAUAGUUCCAGACUUUACCUGACUUCUUGUCAUAGGAACACCUCUGCUUUCACCUGGUGUGUGCUGAGGAGGAAUAUGAGUGCCCAGAGCGGAAGUGCCCGCCGCCAUCUUCUUCUGUUGACCUUGUUGCCCAUGUUCAUCAUAUUCAACCAGUAGUUUCUUUGCGGGAACCUUUAAGCCGUUUGUCCAUUUUAUGAGUGUUCUUAAAUUAAAAAGUUAAAACCGUAUCAAAAUGUCAUUCACAAACCCAUUUAACUAGACACUUUGGAGACCACUGAAUUAAAAGCCUGGGGUUUUUAAAUACUCAUUUCCAUGGGUGUGUUAGUAAAGAUUUAAAAAAGUUAUAGAUGGUUCAACUUUUUCAAACCUAAACGUGCUCUUGUAAUUGUGAGGGGAACUGGAAAAAAAAUUAACUCUCCUGAGUGUCUCUAGCAGAUUGGGCAUAGGGUGAGAAAGCUGGUCUCCACAGGUGUAGCUUGUGUUUGAAGUACCCUUGAUUCACAGCACAGAACCUCUGUUUCAUGUACAAAUGCAAGUUGAAAAGGGAAGGCAUAUGCAUUUUGUCCUUUUUGUAAAGCAAAUUCUUUUAAGGCAGGCCCAUAAUAUGGCCUUCUGUAUGUAUGUCUUGUGUGGCCCAACAGUUGUUUUUAAUGGGUGACUCAAUCAGUUAAGUGUCUGACUUCAGCUCAGGUCAUGAUUUCACAGUUCGUGAGUUCGAGCCCCGCAUCAGGCUCUGUGCUGACAGCUCGGAGCCUGGAGCCUGCUUCGGAUUCUGUGUCUCUCUGUCUGUGUCUCUGCUCUGCCCCUCACCCCCACCCGCUCACAAUCUGUCUCUCUCAAAAAUAAGUAAGAAUGUUAAAAACAUAAUUAUUAUGGAAGAUUUUUACUUAUACUUACAUGUAAGUAUACACUGUAUAUUGUGUAAGUACGUGCUUAUACUCACAGCUUUUUACCUUGAGACAUAUUUCUAUAAUUAUGAAAUGCUUGGCAAUAACCUCACUUGGUACAUAAAGCUAAUUUCUUCAGUGCGUCAGUUUAUCUGCUGAAACCAAACACGAACUGGAUAUUGUUUGACAUUUGAGUCUCGCUGGUCUCCAGUAUGUUGUGUUCAUCCCCUUGAAGAGCCCAUAUGAAAACAAUGUCGUUUCUUCCUGUGGGUUUUGUUAAAAAAGAAUAAUGAACUGAGGACAUAAUAAAACAUAUAUCGUUACUCUAAAUUACACCAUUUCCUUGUAGGAAGCUCAGUGGUAUUCAUUUUGGUAGAACUUUAUAAAAUACUUUUAUUUCUUCUAGGUGGUUGGUUCUAGCUAUUGCCAUGGUACGUUUUUAUAUGGAAAAAGGAACACACAAAGGUUUAUAUAAAAGUAUUCAGAAGACGCUUAAAUUUUUCCAGACAUUUGCCUUGCUUGAGAUAGUCCACUGUUUAAUUGGAAUUGUACCUACUUCUGUGAUUGUGGCUGGGGUCCAAGUGAGUUCAAGAAUCUUUAUGGUGUGGCUCAUUACUCACAGUAUAAAACCGAUCCAGAAUGAGGAGAGCGUGGUGCUUUUUCUGGUCGCGUGGACUGUGACAGAGAUCACUCGCUAUUCCUUCUACACAUUCAGUCUUCUCGACCACUUGCCAUACUUCAUUAAAUGGGCCAGAUACAAUUUUUUUAUCAUCUUAUACCCUGUUGGAGUUGCUGGUGAACUUCUUACAAUAUAUGCUGCCUUACCCUACGUGAAGAAGACAGGAAUGUUUUCAAUAAGACUUCCUAAUAAAUACAAUGUCUCUUUUGACUACUAUUAUUUUCUUCUUAUAACCAUGGCCUCAUAUAUACCACUGUUUCCACAACUCUAUUUUCACAUGUUACGCCAAAGAAGAAAGGUGCUUCAUGGAGAGGUGAUUGUAGAAAAGGAUGAUUAAGUGAUCCCUGCAAACAAGGUGCUUUUUCCAGAAUAACCCGGAUUACUUGAGUCCAAGUUUUAAUAACAAGAAUAAACAACUUUAUGAAAUA